Molecule: messenger RNA, 1599 nt
Organism: Amaranthus tricolor (Joseph's coat)
Lineage: Eukaryota; Viridiplantae; Streptophyta; Magnoliopsida; Caryophyllales; Amaranthaceae
Product: alcohol-forming fatty acyl-CoA reductase-like
Exons: 10
Coding region: 81-1556 (491 amino acids)
Biological process (GO): long-chain fatty-acyl-CoA metabolic process; suberin biosynthetic process
Cellular component (GO): intracellular membrane-bounded organelle
Molecular function (GO): alcohol-forming very long-chain fatty acyl-CoA reductase (NADP+) activity
Source: RefSeq, a predicted model, not a curated record
AUACACCCAUUUUUACGUAAGAUUUCUUGUGGAUCUCUCUCUCUACAAGUCCCUUUCUCUCUCUUCAUAUCUCUUAUACAAUGGAGAUGUCUAGUGUUUUGAAGUUCUUGGAGAAUAAAUCCAUUUUAGUCACCGGUGGAGCUGGCUUUUUAGCUAAGAUAUUUGCGGAAAAGGUGCUAAGGUGUCAACCAAAUGUUAAGAAAGUCUAUCUUUUGAUUAGGGCAGCAGACAAGAAAUCAGCUUCACUGAGAUUGCAAAAUGAGGUGAUUGGAAAAGCCUUGUUCAAGGUACUUAAGCAAAAGAUGGGUUCAAACUUCAAUUCCUUCAUAUCAGAGAAGAUAAAGGUGGUGCCAGGUGACAUUACUUGUGAAGACUUGGGAAUUAAAGAUUCAAAUAUUAAAGAAGAAAUUUUGAAGGAGGUUGAUGUUAUUGUUAACUUAGCUGCAACCACCAACUUUGAUGAAAGGUAUGAUGCAUCUUUGAAUCUCAACACUUUUGGAGCAAAGUACGUCCUUGAUUUUGCCAAUAAAUGCACCAACUUGAAGAACCUUCUCCAUGUAUCAACGGCUUAUGUAUCUGGUGAAAUGGGUGGACUAGUAAAGGAGAGUCCAUACUCUAUGGGUGAGUCACUAAAUGGGAGACCAGGCUUAAACAUUGAAUUUGAGAAGACACUUAUUGACAAAAAAUUAGAAGAGCUUCAAGCUGUGGGAGCCACAAAUGAAACUAUCAAGCAUACAAUGAGGGACAUGGGACUUGAGAGGGCAAAGCAGUGGGGAUGGCCAAAUGUGUACGUAUUCACAAAGGCACUCGGGGAGAUGCUUAUAAUACAAGAAAAAGGAGACAUUCCUCUUGUCAUUCUUCGUCCUACAAUCGUAACCAGCACUUUCAAAGAACCCUUCCCUGGUUGGGUUGAAGGCGUUAGGACGAUUGAUAGUCUAGCUGUUGCUUAUGGCAAAGGAAGGCUGCCUUGCUUUGUCGGUGAUCCCGACUCAGUUGUUGAUGUGAUUCCAGCUGAUAUGGUGUGUAACGCAAUGCUAGUAGCAGCAAUGAUUCAUGCAAAUGAGAAGGGUAAUCCAAGGAUUUACCAAGUUGGAUCAUCCGUCAAAAAUCCCACCACAUUCUCGAAUCUACAUGAAGUGGCGUACCAGUAUUUCCAACGCUAUCCUUGGAUUAACAAGGAUGGGAAACCUAUUAGAGUUGGCCAUGUUAGGGUUUUAGGUUCUAUGGAUAGCUUCAAUAGAUACCUUACUCUUUAUUACCUACUACCCUUGAAGGCACUAGAACUAGCAAACACAGCAUUAUGCCAGUCCUUUAGAGGUACAUUCUUGGAACAAACAAGGAAGAUUAACUUUGUAAAGCGGUUGAUCGACAUUUACAAACCCUAUUUAUUUUUCAAGGGCAUAUACGAUGAUAGCAACACCGAAAAGUUAAGAAUGGCAGCAAAAAAUAGAGGAGUAGAAACCGAUAUUUUCUACUUUGAUCCCAAGGAUGUUCAUUGGGAAGAUUACUUCAUGAACACUCAUCUUCCUGGUUUGGUCAAGUAUGUUUUCAAGUGAUCACAAAAUAAAAAAAUGUGGUUCAAGUUUUAAAACAAAUAAA